CUAGCAGACAUUUCCCGCAUGUGAAUGCAGUGGUCGCAGCAUUGCUCAUUGCUCAUUGCAGUGCAUGCGCAUUCGGGGAGCUCCAAAGCUAUGCUGCAUUCAGCUCUGUAAGGGGAAGGGAGAAAGUAGCUUCACAAGUCUGCUUCCGCCAUGGAUUUUGAGUCUGCAGCAGCAGAUGCUGUCCCUGAAGAAUUGUACCACCCGCCGAAGGGCUUCAGAGAACGGGCGCUGAUUAGGUCGAGAGAGGAAUAUGAUGCAUUGUAUAGGGAGUCCAUCGAGGACCCUGAGAACUUUUGGAGCAAGCAGGCGGAGCCAUUCCACUGGGAGAGAAAGUGGACGGCCCCUUUCUGCGAGUACAACUUUGACAUGCGCAAGGGCCCCAUCGUUGUGAACUGGUUCACUGGGGCCCAAACAAACGUGUCAUAUAAUGCUCUGGACCGCCACGUGAAAGCGGGGCGGGGGGACAAGGUGGCGUUCUACUGGGAGGGAAAUGAUGUCGGCAUAAGCAACACGCUAACUUACAAGGACCUUCUGACAAAGGUGUGUAAGAUCGCGAACUUCCUCAAGAGCGAGGGAGUCAAGGCUGGCGACACUGUGAGCAUCUACCUUCCAAUGAUCACCGAACUGCCUGCGGCCAUGCUGGCCUGUGCUCGGAUUGGUGCGGUUCACUCGGUAGUUUUCGCUGGGUUCUCUGCGGAGUCUUUGGGCGACCGGUUGAUCGACUCCCGGUCCCGAGUGCUCCUGACCGCCACGGGGGUGCUCCGAGGCACCAAGCUGGUCGGCCUCAAGCAGAUUGUCGACGAAGCCUGCGAACGGUCUGCCAAAGGCGGUCACACGGUCGAAAAAGUGGUGGUUUAUGAUAACGCAACGGCCAUGAAGAGGGAGGACGUGCAGAUGGUCGAAGGGCGGGACGUCUGGUGGCAGGACGCGGUCGAGAAGCAGGAGGACGAGUGCGAGGUUGUUUGGAUGGAUGCGGAGGCACCGCUGUUCAUGCUGUACACGAGUGGGAGCACGGGCACGCCGAAGGGCGUGCAGCACACGACGGCGGGGUACAUGGUUGGCGCAGCGACCACGUUCAAGUACAUCUUCGACUAUCAUGACGACGACGUCUACUGGUGCACUGCCGACUGCGGCUGGAUCACCGGCCACUCGUACAUGACCUACGGGCCGCUCCUGAAUGGCGCCACGUGUGUCGUGUUUGAGGGCAUUCCCACGCACCCGGAUGCUGGGCGAUCCUGGGAGAUCGUUGACAAGUACAAAGUGACAGUCUUCUACACAGCCCCGACUGCCAUCAGAGCGCUCAUGAGAUGCGGCGAUGAGUUCCCAGAGAAGCACAGCCUGGCGUCGCUCCGGUUGCUGGGCAGUGUGGGUGAGCCCAUCAACCCCGAGGCCUGGCGCUGGUAUCACUCCGCAAUUGGCCACGGCAAGUGCCCGAUCGUCGACACGUGGUGGCAGACUGAGACGGGAGGCAUCAUGAUUACGCCGCUGCCCGGUGCCUGGCCGCUCAAGCCCGGUUCCGCAACGCUCCCCUUCUUUGGAGUGCAGCCUGCUAUUGUCGACGAGCACGGGAACGAGCUAGAGGGCGUGUGCAACGGCUACCUGUGCAUCAAGCGCGCGUGGCCCAGCUGCAUGCGGACCGUCCGAAACGACCACGCGCGGUUUGAGGCGACCUACUUCCAGGCGUACAAGGGUUACUAUUUCACAGGUGACGGCUGUCGGCGAGACGAGGACGGCUACUACUGGCUCACGGGCCGGGUCGAUGACGUCAUCAACGUCAGUGGGCACCGGAUUGGGACGGCAGAGGUAGAGAGCGCGCUGGUAGCACAUGACAUCUGUGCCGAGGCUGCCGUGGUUGGUUACGAGCACCCUAUCAAGGGGCAAGGGAUCUACGCUUUUGUCAGCCUGAUGGAAGGCGUACAGCCGUCCGAGCAGGUUCGGACGGCACUAAAGGCCGCCGUCCGGCAGCACAUCGGCGCGUUCGCGACGCCUGACGUCAUCCACUGGGCGCCCGGCCUGCCCAAGACGCGGUCUGGCAAGAUCAUGCGGCGCAUCCUACGCAAGAUUGCGUCCGGGGAGCUGGACGCUUUGGGUGACAUCAGCACGCUGGCGGACCCAAGUGUGGUCGAGGUCUUGGUCAAGAACAAGGGGUUGUGAGCCUCGCGCAUAGGCGUUAGGAGAAUCUGCGUUGCCUUAGUGUAGGAUCAGGGACUUCAACAGGUUCAAGAAGAUGUAGGCAGCCGUGACUCCAGCUACAUGUUGGCGGCCGGGCAAAAGUAGGCUUUCUUGUUUAGCGUUUCACGAGUGAGCACAAGUAGAUACCUCCGAAGUUAGGCGGGAGAGAUAAGAACGACCGGGCAUAACCAGGUCGCUUUUCGUAAUCAUAAAGUUCGCCGAUGUCUGAGCGUGGAGGGAUUUGGCUAAGCGGAACAGUGAGUGAGUUUCAUAAACCAUAUUUUGUGCACAGAGACCAGUUGGCCCCGAGCAGAGUGACCGAAAUUCCAUCGUUUUGCCAGCUGUCUGACUAAGCCGAGCCUCAAAGGCCUGGUAUUGCC
Molecule: messenger RNA, 2552 nt
Organism: Klebsormidium nitens
Lineage: Eukaryota; Viridiplantae; Streptophyta; Klebsormidiophyceae; Klebsormidiales; Klebsormidiaceae
Source: the annotation of a GenBank genome assembly